AUGAACUGGGCAUUCCUCCAGAGCCUCCUCAGUGGGGUGAACAAGUACUCCACGGCGUUCGGCCGCGUGUGGCUGUCCAUUGUCUUCCUCUUCAGGGUCAUGGUGUUUGUCGUGGCAGCCGAGAAUGUGUGGGGCAAUGAGCAAAAAGACUUCACGUGCAACACGGCCCAGCCUGGCUGCCACAACGUCUGUUACGACCACUUCUUCCCUGUGUCCCACGUCCGCCUGUGGGCCCUGCAGCUCAUCUUCGUCACAUGUCCCUCUCUCCUGGUGGUAAUGCACGUAGCCUACAGAGAUGAACGUGAGCGUAAACACACACUAAAAUACGGUGAGGGCUGCCAGAAAAUCUACAUGAACACCGGUAAGAAGCGUGGAGGGCUGUGGUGGACCUACGUCCUGACCCUGGUCUUCAAGAUGGCUGUGGACGCCGCCUUUGUGUAUUUAAUCUACCAUAUCUACGAGGGCUAUGACUUCCCCUCCCUCAUCAAGUGUGAGCAGAAGCCUUGUCCCAACAAGGUGGACUGCUUCAUUGCUCGCCCCACUGAGAAGCGGAUAUUCACCAUCUUCAUGGUGGUCACCAGUCUGGCUUGUAUCCUGCUCUCCUUCUUCGAGAUCCUGUACCUGGUGGGGAAACGCUGUCCAAUGCAGAAGUUUUUAUCUCAAUAUCAAAUAAUUUCUGUGUAA
Messenger RNA from Salvelinus namaycush (lake trout), 684 nucleotides. Its product is annotated as gap junction beta-4 protein-like. NCBI's taxonomy places the organism in Eukaryota, Metazoa, Chordata, Actinopteri, Salmoniformes, Salmonidae. The coding region runs from base 1 to 684 and encodes 227 amino acids. Gene Ontology annotation, biological process: cell communication. Gene Ontology annotation, cellular component: connexin complex. The record is from RefSeq and is a predicted model, not a curated record. The transcript is spliced from 2 exons.